AUGAAUACGUCAUGUGAAGAGAUCAGAAAACGUGUCAUGCCGCCGAUACCGAUGGAUACAAUGGCAUUUGGUGUUGCUUAUGCUCGAAUAGUCUACAGGGAUUACACACUGAUCGAGGAUGAGCUUCGCUCUAGUUACCAUCCACAAAACUUCUUCUGCUAUUCUAUUGACCAAAAAGCUGAUAAGGAUUUCCACGAUAAAAUAAAGCAACUUGCUGUUUGCUUUCCUAACGUUCUAAUAACACCA
Ostertagia ostertagi is the source of this 246-nucleotide messenger RNA. NCBI's taxonomy places the organism in Eukaryota, Metazoa, Nematoda, Chromadorea, Rhabditida, Trichostrongylidae. The record is from the annotation of a GenBank genome assembly.